Molecule: messenger RNA, 1693 nt
Organism: Prunus avium (sweet cherry)
Lineage: Eukaryota; Viridiplantae; Streptophyta; Magnoliopsida; Rosales; Rosaceae
Product: IAA-amino acid hydrolase ILR1-like 4
Biological process (GO): auxin metabolic process
Cellular component (GO): endoplasmic reticulum
Molecular function (GO): IAA-Ala conjugate hydrolase activity
Source: RefSeq, a predicted model, not a curated record
AGCGCCUAUCAUCUACGAGUCUUGGAGCUCUAAAACGGUUGCUUUCUCAUCCCUCGUAUGAUGAGGUCACCGUCUUUGGAUUGUUUUGUUGGUACCCUUCCGAGAGCAGAGUCACCUGCAUCUUUAGCUUUCACUCCUACCUAACCCAAAAUUUUAACCCACUCUCUCAUAUUCUCCAAUUCAAUCAUCAGAUUCACAAGCUCAGUUCUUGCAAUCAAUGGCUCUCUGCAAAUGGGUCUCUUUGAUUUUCAUAGUUAUGGUGAUUAUGCCACUUCUCAUUUCUUCAGACCAUUCUUUGAGCCCGGAAGAGGUGGCUCAAAUACCAGUUAAGUUCCUUGACCAUGCUAAAAGGCAGGAGCUUUUUGAUUUUAUGGUGGGUGUUCGAAGGAAAAUACAUGAAAACCCAGAACUCGGUUUUGAGGAAUUUGAGACUAGUAAGCUUAUUAGAGCUGAGCUUGAUCAGAUGGGCAUCCCUUACAAAUACCCAUUGGCUGAAACUGGUAUUGUUGGCUUUAUUGGGACUGGUGGACCGCCUUUUGUUGCAAUUCGAGCGGAUAUGGAUGCUCUAGCUAUGCAGGAGAGUGUGGAGUGGGAGCACAAGAGUAAAGUUCCAGGGAAGAUGCAUGCAUGUGGACAUGAUGCUCAUGUUGCUAUGCUUCUUGGUGCUGCAAAGAUACUUCAAGAGCAUCACCACGAAUUACAGGGAACAGUUGUUCUUGUUUUCCAACCAGCUGAGGAGGGAGGUGGAGGAGCAAAGAAAAUGUUAGAUGAAGGGGCAUUGGAGCAUGUUGGUGCCAUCUUUGGGUUGCAUGUCGCUGCUGAUUACCCCAUUGGUUCAGUGGCCACUAGGUCUGGCCCUUUUUUUGCCGCGAGUGGUUUUUUUGAGGCAGUAAUAAGUGGGAAGGGGGGUCAUGCUGCCAUUCCACAGCACACAAUAGACCCAAUCUUGGCUGCUUCCAAUGUCAUUGUUAGUCUGCAACAUCUUGUUUCACGUGAAGCUGACCCCUUGGAAUCACAGGUUGUUACCGUUGGAAAAUUCCAAGGUGGUGGUGCAUUCAAUGUUAUUCCAGAUUCUGUUACAAUUGGUGGCACGUUCAGGGCAUUUUCAAAGGAAAGCUUUAUCCAACUUAAACAAAGAAUUGAAGAGGUUAUCACUAGGCAAGCCAGUGUACAGAGGUGUAAUGCAACAGUCCUAUUCAAUGAAAAGGAUAAGCCCUUUUACCCUGUGGCUGUUAACGACAAAAAUCUGCACAAACAAUUCCGAAAUGUUGCAGGUGAUUUGUUGGGCCCUCAGAACAUAUUGGAAAGGCAACCCAUGAUGGGUGCAGAAGACUUCUCAUUUUAUCAAGAAGCAAUUCCGGGAUACUUCUUCUUUGUUGGUAUGAAGAAUGAGUCUCAAGGAAAGUUCGAAUCAGGACAUUCACCGUUCUUUAGAGUAAAUGAAGACGUUCUUCCAUAUGGAGCAGCAUUGCAUGCAUCUUUGGCCACAAGAUACCUCCUGGAAAAUCAACCCAAAUCUACUUUGCCGAAAGGGAGCUUUCAUGAUGAAUUGUGAAGCUCUAGGAUUGAUAGUUAAGGGCUCUACUCAUGUAAACCACAUUAUGAACUGCUUGCAGAUUUGAUGCUAGUGUCUUCGCUAUGUAAAGCUGACCUUUUAUCAAUAAUUCAGCCAACCUGUUGAUGAUGUGAUAAA